This is a messenger RNA of Catharus ustulatus (Swainson's thrush), 1286 nucleotides long. RefSeq names its product growth differentiation factor 9 (gene GDF9). Lineage: Eukaryota; Metazoa; Chordata; Aves; Passeriformes; Turdidae. Gene Ontology annotation, molecular function: growth factor activity; cytokine activity. The transcript is spliced from 2 exons. Gene Ontology annotation, biological process: BMP signaling pathway; SMAD protein signal transduction. The coding region runs from base 18 to 1286 and encodes 422 amino acids. The record is from RefSeq and is a predicted model, not a curated record. Gene Ontology annotation, cellular component: extracellular region.
CUGCAGCCCUCGAGAGCAUGGCGAGCACUUGGAGGAUUUGUGUGUGUUUGUGCUGCUGUUUGUCCUGGCUGUCUGGUGGCUCUGUGGAUCCCCCCGGGUUUUUGGCAGCCCCUGAGGAUGCUGCCAGCCCGCUGGGCGCGGUGCUGUCCCAAAGCAGGGUCCUGCCUCCCCUGCUCAAGGUGCUGCACGGCUCCCGGGGCUGGCAGGGCGAGGUGCCGCGGCUGCAGCCGGACUCCAGGGCGCUCCGGUACAUGAAGAGGCUGUACAGGCUGUCUGCCGGCAGGGACGGCAUCCCCAAGGCGCGCCGGGGCCGCCUCUAUAACACGGUGCGGCUCUUCAGCCCGGGCUGGGAGUGCGGGCACGGCCACCUGGGGACAGGAGAUGUUCACUCGGUGGAUUUACUCUUCAACUUGGAUCGUGUUACUGCUCUGGAGCACUUACUCAAGUCUGUCUUGCUCUAUUCCUUUGACACAUCUGUUCCCAUCUCCACUUCCAUUACCUGCAUAUGCCAUUUAUCCCUUAAGGAACGUGAUUCUUCCAGCCAAGUUUGUCCCAGCAUUUCCCACUCUCUAGCUUUUAGCCUGCACUUUGACGUUAGGAAACGCAAAUGGGUGGAAAUGGAUGUGACUUCUUUCCUCCAGCCUCUGAUUGCUGCGAACAGGAGGAACGUGCACAUGGCUCUGAACUUCACUUGUGUGAUGGGUGACCCACAAGGGAGCACGACACUGGAGAAGGCUGUCAACGUGACACUGGUUCCCCCUUCCCUUCUGCUGUAUCUCAAUGACACCAGCGAGCAAGCUUAUCACCGGGGGAGCUCGCUGGGGCACGGCAGGAAAAGCGGCAGCAGAGGACAAGGCACCCCCCAGGGUAAAAGGGCCUCUCGCCAGAGAAGGAACGAGAGCCCCAAAGCCACCCCAGCCCCUUCACCCCACAACCUGAGCGAGCACCUGAGGCAGCUCACAUUCCCCCAGCACGAGUGCAAGCUGCACAAUUUCCGCCUGAGCUUCAGCCAGCUGCGCUGGGACCGCUGGAUCAUCGCCCCGCACAGGUACAGCCCGCAGUUCUGCCGGGGCGACUGUCCCCGCGCGCUGGGCCAGCGCUACGGCUCGCCGGUGCACACCAUGGUGCAGACCCUCAUCUACGAGCGCCUGGACCCCGCCGUGCCGCGGCCUUCGUGCGUGCCCGCGGCCUACAGCCCGCUCAGCGUGCUCACCGUCGAGCCCGACGGCUCCAUCGCCUACAAGGAGUACGAGGACAUGAUCGCCACGCGCUGCACCUGCCGCUAG